Messenger RNA from Coregonus sp. 'balchen', 24761 nucleotides. The record is from the annotation of a GenBank genome assembly. Lineage: Eukaryota; Metazoa; Chordata; Actinopteri; Salmoniformes; Salmonidae.
AUGUCGGUAAGGCAAAGCAGAGAAGAGCUGAUCAAGAGAGGCGUGCUGAAGGAGAUCUUUGAGAAAGGUGAGAUGUUUCCUCAUUCACUUCAUCCUGUGCCCCUAAAAAAAAAAGGACAUGUCAAUGUUUGGUUUUGGUCAUCUCUCAUCGUUUUGUUGAGCCUACAGUGAAUGAGAUGUGUGACUAUUGUGUGUUCUGCUCCAUCACUUUCAGAAAGUCAUUCAUUCAUGAUCCAUUCAUUUUGAGCAGAUCUAUCUUAUCCUGUCAAAAGGGUUCAUACUCAAAAUAUAGGAAAUCUAGCAGAUUGAGACUUCUUAUGUGUAUAUAUUUUGUGUGUGAGAUAUAUAUUUUUUAUCUAAACAUGUUUGGAUCUGACAGAGGUUAUCCCCCGGUCAGUCAGGAUAUCUCCUUCUGAUGAAGGAGAAAGUCCAUCAGGGUUUAAGAGAUGCUGUGUUUAGUUGAGCUGAUGGGUGAUGUAAUCAUUCUGCCUCCCUCUCUGUGGACAACUGGUCUGAACAUAAACCAGUUUCCUAAACCAUUACUAUACUACUGGUACAUACUAGUAUGCUACAGUCAAUAUCACAUUUUAUUUGUGCCGAAUACAACAGGUGUAGACUUUACUGUGAAAUGCUUACUUACGAGCCCUUUCCCAACAAUGCAGAGUUAAAAAGUAAGAAUUAGCAAACGAGGCUAUAUACAAGGAGUACCGAGUCAAUGUGCUGGGGGUACGAGGUAGUUGAGGUGAUUGAGGUAAUCUGUAGGAAGGGGUAAAAGUGACUAGGCAAUCAGGUUGGAUAGUAUACAGUUUUGUGUGGGGUGUGUGUAGGGCUGUGGAGGUCAUGAAAUUUCGUCAGCCGGUGACUGUCAAGCAAAUAACUGUCGGUCUCACGGUAAUUGCCCGUUAAUUAACAAACACAUUUAGCAUCUCCUGGCUUCCACACAGCCUACAAGCCACUGAUGCAGACCUUUUGGAACAUCUACAUUUUAAAAAGUCUAAUAAAUCCAUGUAAUAUAGCCUACACCUUCACAAUAAAUCUAUUAUUUAUUUAUUUAUUUAUUUAUUUAUUUUAGUCUAAAGAAGCAUGAUAUGAAGAAAAUGUAGUCUAUUUCAGAAGACCAGAAUAGCAUACUCUGAGUUGUCCUUAUGUUAGGUCCUGAUCUGGCUAUGCCAAAUGGAUGUGGGCUACACUAGUUCAUUUAGCAGACAAGAUUUGCUUAGAAUUCCGUGGCAUUAUUUUAUAGUAUGAAGAAUACAAUUGAACAAAGCUGAAUAAAAUGGAAAGGAUAUUUUCUCCAAAUGAUUUGAGGGAGUGCACACAUGCGGCUAUUCUGUGUUGAGCUGUUAACAAAGAAAUAGGUAUUUCUAUAUGCUUGAUUUUCAAGAUAUGAAUGUAACUUUAGUUGUUCUACAGACGUUGGGCUAUAUGUUUUGAUUUUUAAUACAUUGUAACGCUGCAUGAUGCGACUUGAAUGAUGAUUUGAAAAAAGUCGCUUCAUAGGCAUGAGCUCUGCUUAGUUUUUUGCACAGGCUGUACACACAUCAUUCACAAUUUGACAAGCAUUUGAUAAUGCCUAGAAUUUCACGGUGGCAUCCCCUUUGUGUGGCUGUAAUGCACCCUAAAAAAAUCCAUGCCUUUUGUGGCGAGUGGCCGUUGUGAGCUUCUCCCUGAGUGCUGCGCACUCCAUCACGUGAUUGGGUCUUUCUCACAGGCUACAAGUGAAGACCGACCCAUCGGGGACUCAAAUGCGCUUGUCCUUAUCCAAUUUCUGAGGUGCAUAUUCAGUGGCGAUAUUAGCUUGUAAAUCUUGGUGGGGCAAAAAAGUGGGAUGCAUGCCAGCAAAGCCACUAAAAAAUACAUUAAUUGCACUAUAACGGUGACAAAUGGUGCCCACAAACUGUUAGGGCCUACAUAAAGCUGUCCCAACAUCUUACCACUGCUACACCUGGCUAUCAGCGGAGCCUUGUCUGGCAGCGAAACAGUUCAUUCAGCAUCAUUUACUUCCUUAAAAAAAUAACAUAGCUGAUUUGGCUGACUUGCUUAAACAAAUGUGGUUUCUAAUAACAUUUGAGAUGUACAAACUAUGACCUAAGGGGACGACAAGCAGAUAAGAGGCAAUCUAACUUUGUUUAGCACUUUUGAAAUGUACAGCGACAGAAUUCAGAACAUGGGCCGUUCUUAGUGUUCUCCCUGUACAUCAAGUCAGAUCCGUAGGAUAAAUAAAGGGGGCAUAUAAGCAGACAACUCUUUACAAAAUGUGAUUAUUACAUUUCUCUAAAACAGGUUAUAGGCUACAUGUGCACCACCAAGUCAGAACAAUAGGCAAAAUUAAGAGGGGUAAAUAGACCAAAUUAUUAGGGUGAGGCACAUGGGCUAGUAUUACUUUCUUAGCUACAUUAUACAUAUCUCCAUGGCAUAUUACAACAGUUAUGCAGCAACAUACAAUACAUUUUUGGACUCACCUUGUUGUGCUGUGCUCACUUGAAUAGGAAGGUGGCGCGGCGGGCAAAUUGUGUCAUCAAAGUCUGGCAUUCUCUGGAUUUAUGGUGCUUUCAAGAUAACUGAGAUCUCUGGAAAAAAACAAGGUUGAAUCAUGAUGAUGUCAUUGAUCUUCAGGUCGUAGCUCUAGAAAGAGGCCCGAGUUCCUGACUUAAAAUUCAGAGUUGGAUGACCGUUCAAAACGUAUUUCCCAGUCGGAGCUCGUUUUUUCCUGACUUCACAGUUGUCUUGAACUCACUGAAGUCAAGUUUUCGCAGUUCAGAGUUAACAGUGGUUUUGAGCGCGGCACAAAUCAUGCUUCAUUGACAGCAUGGCCAAUGUUGAAUGUUUGAAUAAUUUUAAGCUUGGAAAAGAGACCCUUAAUCCCAGACUUGGGACCACACAGCCACUCCACUGAAUAGCAGGCUAGUGAUUGCUUUGCAAUGCUUGCAGUUAGCCACUGAUUCCUUCCAAACCACUCAUUGUUGAAUUUGCGAUUUCCAACUUGUUGUAAUGUUUAUGGCCGAUGCGCACCGAUAUGUUUUAUCUAUAAUUUAUCUUCAUUAUUUCUCUUCAUAUGACAAGGAUUAAAAAGGAUUUGCCAGUAGAUUGUCGACUUGAUUCAUGAUGAUGACUGCUAGCUAAGAUUUUGAAAGUAUGAUGUUGACAUGAUCAGUCCAAUCAAAGCUACUGUAGAUAUAACGUGAUUUGACAUCAUUUUAUCUGUGGCCAAUGACCUUGAGCCUUCUUGGAUGGGCACUUCUAAUGUAACUCUAUGGCAGCACCCAAGGGGCUUGACUUUUUUAGGUCUACCCUUAGACUUGGUGGUGACGUACUGUCCCCACGAGUGACAGAACACUGAGCUAAUUAUGGCGCAACUAUAGAACAGUACCAACACCUAUGCUCCGUAUUUUCAGAUGGCUGCCCCACCACCACAGAAAGCACUGAGCUAGGCUGAAACACCUGCAUUUUGGAGCUGCCUUGCUCAAGAAAGCAAAAAAGAUACCAUGUUUGUAUGCGGCUUUAUUAACUCAAUGAUUUAAAAAAUAUAUACAGUGGGGAGAACAAGUAUUUGAUACACUGCAGGUUUUCCUACUUACAAAGCAUGUAGAGGUCUGUAAUUUUUAUCAUAGGUACACUUCAACUGUGAGAGACGGAAUCUAAAACAAAAAUCCAGAAAAUCACAUUGUAUGAUUUUUAAGUAAUAAUUUGCAUUUUAUUGCAUGACAUAAGUAUUUGAUACAUCAGAAAAGCAGAACUUAAUAUUUGGUACAGAAACCUUUGUUUGCAAUUACAGAGAUAAUAUGUUUCCUGUAGGUCUUGACCAGGUUUGCACACACUGCAGCAGGGAUUUUGGCCCACUCCUCCAUACAGACCUUCUCCAGAUCCUUCAGGUUUCGGGGCUGUCACUGGGCAAUACGGACUUUCAGCUCCCUCCAAAGAUUUUCUAUUGGGUUCAGGUCUGGAGACUGGCUAGGCCACUCCAGGACCUUGAGAUGUUUCUUACGGAGCCACUCCUUAGUUGCCCUGGCUGUGUGUUUUGGGUCGUUGUCAUGCUGGAAGACCCAGCCACGACCCAUCUUCAAUGCUCUUACUGAGGGAAUGAGGUUGUUGGCCAAGAUCUCGUGAUACAUGGCCCCAUCCAUCCUCCCCUCAAUACGGUGCAGUCGUCCUGUCCCCUUUGCAGAAAAGCAUCCCCAAAGAAUGAUGUUUCCACCUCCAUGCUUCACGGUUGGGAUGGUGUUCUUGGGGUUGUACUCAUCCUUCUUCUUCCUCCAAACACGGCGAGUGGAGUUUAGACCAAAAAGCUCUAUUUUUGUCUCAUCAGACCACAUGACCUUCUCCCAUUCCUCCUCUGGAUUAUCCAGAUGGUCAUUGGCAAACUUCAGACGGGCCUGGACAUGUGCUGGCGUGAGCAGGGGGACCUUGCGUGCGCUGCAGGAUUUUAAUCCAUGACGGCGUAGUGUGUUACUAAUGGUUUUCUUUGAGACUGUGGUCCCAGCUCUCUUCAGGUCAUUGACCAGGUCCUGCUGUGUAGUUCUGGGCUGAUCCUUCACCUUCCUCAUGAUCAUUGAUGCCCCACGAGUUGAGAUCUUGCAUGGAGCCCCAGACCAACCGAGGGUGAUUGACCGUCAUCUUGAACUUCUUCAAUUUUCUAAUAAUUGCGCCAACAGUUGUUGCCUUCUCACCAAGCUGCUUGCCUAUUGUCCUGUAGCCCAUCCCAGCCUUGUGCAGGUCUGCAAUUUUAUCCCUGAUGUCCUUGCACAGCUCUCUGGUCUUGGCCAUUGUGGAGAGGUUGGAGUCUGUUUGAUUGAGUGUGUGGACAGGUGUCUUUUAUACAGGUAACGAGUUCAAACAGGUGCAGUUAAUACAGGUAAUGAGUGGAGAACAGGAGGGCUACUUAAAGAAAAACUAACAGGUCUGUGCGAGCCGGAAUUCUUACUAGUUGGUAGGUGAUCAAAUACUUAUGUCAUGCAAUAAAAUGCUAAUUAAUUACUUUAAAAUCAUACAAUGUGAUUUUCUGGAUUUCAUGCUUUGUAAGUAGGAAAACCUGCAAAAUUGGCAGUGUAUCAAAUACUUGUUCUCCCCACUGUAUAUUGUUUGCAAACUGGUAUGUGACAUGUAUUAAUGCCAAAAUAACAUGCAAAACGGGUAAGCCCCAAAAAAUCAAAAACAAAAUGUGGGGCUCACUGUGCAUAUUGAAGAAAUUGGAAGAACUGUCCACAUUUUACCUUUCGUCAGCCAACAAUAUGAGUAGGCCUAACGAACAGCAAAAGCACUAGCGUAUGUCAAUCUACUAUCCCCCAUAGUACAAAGGUUGACCUAUUCUGUGCGAGGAAAUAAAUAUUCCAAACAUAUUCUGGGACAGUUGUGGGAUGCGAUAGAUCCUAAAUUAAUACAACCACUAGCAUCCAAAAAUAUUUUUUAAGCAAUGUGGCUGACGCAACCGAUGAGAAAGUUUAUCAAAAUGUAAAGCUAAAACUAUCAGACUUUCUUCACAUUAUAAGCACAGCAAUGCGCACAUGGUAGUAGGCUAUAAGCACAAAUGUUCCAUUAGCGGAAAACACCAUUAUCAAAAGUGACUGCAAAUGCAAUUAUGCAUGUAAUGCUUUUAUUAUAAAGGUGCAUUGUUAUGGAGAAAAAUGUUCUCAUGAAGUGUUUGAUUAGAUUUUCGAAUACAUUUUAAUUGAUGUCAGAGUGAUUAGAGGGACAAUAGAGUGCUGAGUACCAGGCACUUAGCAAGUUUGGUAGGCUACUAAUGAGCAUCAGAUCUUGGAGAAGCCUAAUUACCGUGACUAAACGGUCACGUGGAAUUUGACUGCCUUCAUGACUCGUGAACACCGGUGUGGCUGUAAUACAGUCACCACAACAGCCGUGUGUGUGUGUGUGUGUGUGUGUGUGUUGGAGUGUCAGUGUAGUGUGUGGGUAGAGUCCAGUGAGUGUGCAUAGUCACUGCAAGAGUCAGUGCAAAAAAAUACAAAAGGGGAUAGCCAUUUGAUUAACAAUACAUCUGCUUUCACUGGACUAGCUUGUUUAUAUAGUUCUCCAUCUUACCAAACCAGUCUCAUCCUGGAUAAGUUUGUUUAUAUCACCAUUUAACUCUUUCGGGAAACUCCACUUUCUCUUUUUGUUAUGCUGAGAAUGAUUUGUUCUGAUUGUGGGGAAGAGUUGUAAGUAGUUUAUAUACUCAUCGCUGAAGAACCUGAAAUUAAGUAUGACUUGAGUUAUUGAACAGAGUAGUGUGUCAUUGAGGGUGAAUGGGCCCGACAAAAUAUUAAAGUGCCUUUGAAUAGGGUAUGGUAGUAGGUGCCAGGCGCUCCAGUUUGUGUCAAGAACUGCAACGCUGCUGGGUUUUUCACACUCAACAGUUUCCUGUGUGUAUCAAGAAUGGUCCACCACCCAAAGGACAUCCAGCCAACUUGACACAACUGUGGGAAGCAUUGGAGUCAACAUGGGCCAGCAUCCCUGUGGAACAUUUUCAACACCUUGUAGAGUCCAUGCCCUGACAAAUUGAGCUUGUUCUGAGGGCAAAGGAUAGGUGCAACUCCAAUAUAAGGAAGGUGUUCCUAAUGUUUAGUAUACUCUGUGUGUGUCACUACCAUAUCAUUCAUGUUCACUUGAAUGAUGCAGCACAUAAUUUGUUGUCUUCACCUUCAUAGACAGUUUCAUUUCCAGUUGUCUGUACAUGUUUAUAUUUGGUGUUUGUCUUUCUCCAGCAACCGUGGAGUUCCGAUCCUCGAUGGAGGGCGGAGGCUGCACUCGGGAGCCCUCUAAUAUGAAGUCGUCCAUGGUCCUGCCUUCCAAGAAAUCUGUUGGUUUCCCCGGUGAUGUUCAGGACAACGCUGCCAAGACACCAAUGUACCACAAACAGCCCCCUGCGCUCCCACCCAAACCUUUCAACAGGAUCCCCAACCACAGCAUCCCCAACUACAGCACAGGUAAGCACACACACACACCAGCAACUACAGCGACCCUGCCACUGAUGCCCCUUGUUAGACUAAAACAAAGGCACUGUUAAUGUGUCAAACCCUCAACAAGAUUUGCUGAUCUCCUUUAACAAAGGGAAAGUGGAUUGGACGACAUCAGUCAGGCUCUUCCUGUAGUUGUCUCCCCUGAGGGUGAGGGUGAGGAAGGACAAACAUGGGUGUACGACAUUGGGACAAGAAUUUUAUAUACAAUGUAAUCAUGUUUGGCACUGAAACGAUUUACUGAACUGGAAAAUGGCUUACAGUACAAAGCUCUGAGACAGAGACACAGUGAAAGUUUUAGACAGUUAUGUAGUUGAAUAAUCGUAAACCUAUUGUCAGUAGACGCGUGCACGCACACACAUUGUGUCUGUGCAGAUGGAGAGAUUAGCGUCAUUAAAUCCCAGUGUAGCCAGGUCAGCUGUUGUCUGUGUCUGCCUGUCUGUCUCUGCUGGAGGUGGCAAUGGCCUAAUCUAAUUCUCCCUGCUCAAUCAAAUCUGGACAUUCUACUGUACACUGUCAUGUUUAUCUACUCUAUCCGACUGUCGCCCGUCUUUUACAAUAUGGCUUGGUGAUUGUGCUUAGAGCCCUGGGUUUUCCCUGGGCCAAGACAUUUUCCUGGUCAGGACACACUAAUCUGCAGUCCUACUUAUACUUACCAGUUAAGACAUCGUGGAAGAAUGGACAUGUCAAAGCAUAUUUAGUUCAGUCAAAGCACUCUGCUACUGCUAUUCAGAAAAAAGUUACAUUUAUGUUUACCUGUUUCUGUUUCUUUCUCUACCCAUCUGUCUCUCUGUCCAGACUCUUGCCAGCAGAUGAAGCUGGCUUGUAUGCAAGGCCAGGGAGGCAAGCUAUCUCCUCCUCUACCUCCCAAGAAGGGGAUGAUCUGUGUGCCUCAAGGGGUAAAGGACAACUCCUGCUCCUCACCCUCACCCUCCCCCCUCAGCACCUUCUCCCAGCAGAAGUGCCCCCCUCCCCAGGGCCACCUCCAAGGCCACCCUCCCCACCAUGGCCCUCUGCUGCCCUCGCAUCUCACAGCCCUAGCCAACCUCCACCAGGGGCUCCAGGGGGGCGGGAACCACCAUAACCACGGACACGGACACGCACACAACCACGGCCAUCAGCUCCAGCUGCAGUACGGCUCCAUGCAAGGCCACGCCCCCAGCCGCAUCAUCGAGGAGCUCAACAAGACGCUGGCCUUCAACCUACAGAGGCUGGAGAAGUGAGUUGUUGUAUACACAGUAUUAAAUAAAACCAUUAUGGAUCUCUAUGGUUGAAUAGUCUUUGUCCAGGAAGUUGCAGGUAGACAUUAAGAGUUUAGAUGGCGGGUCCUCCCGAGUGGUUCAGUGGUCUAAGGCACUGCAUUGCAGUGCUAGAGGCGUCACUACAGACCCGGGUUCGAUCCCGGGCUGUAUCACUACCGGCCGUGAUCGGGAGUCCCAUAGGGCUGCACACAAUUGGCCCAGCGUCGUCUGGGUUAUGGGAGGGUUUGGCCGGGGGGGGGGGGGUGGCUUUACGACUCCUUGUGGCGGGCCGGGCGUGCCUCGGUCGUCAGUUUCCUCCGGCACAUUGGUGCGGCUGGCUGGUGUUAAGAAGCGCGGUUUGGCGGGUCAUGUUACACAGGACGCAUGACUCGAACUUCGCCUCCCAAGCCCGUUGGGGAGUUGCAGCGAUGAGAGAAAUUGGGGAGAAAAGGGGGGUAAUUAAAAAAAAAAGAAAAUACAGUUUAGAUGGCAAAACUUUAUGAUGGGAGUGAAGUGUAACAUCUGUUCUGUAUCAUAUAUUUCUAUCUCCAACACUCACCCUAGGUAAAUAGUCAAAAUUGAAGACUUGUAUGCAUUGAAGCCGCACUAUCUGUUCUGUAUAGCAGGUCCAGCUGGUUUGUAGGUCAGGUCACCCCUUGCCUGGUGAUAUUGGGGUCAGGCUGCCACCAUGUGGCUUUGAUGUAGAGGUCUGACCCAGCUCGCCUUGUUCCACUGGUACAGGGUGGCCCACUUUGACAGCAGACUGUGUGUAUGUGGCACCAUGGCACACAGGCCUCCUCCAGAGGCAAGCCUGGCUCAACUGAUGCCACAGCCUGUCCUGUCCUCUACCCUGUAUUGGUGAAUUGGACAUGUCAUUUCUCUGUAGUUUAUGUAACACUUGGUUGCAGAUUCAUUCUGGUUGCGUUUUUUUGUCCCAAUUUUGAGAUAAAAAAACACAACCAGAAUGAAUCUAUCAGCUGUUCUCCAUUUCCCUUAUCUUUCAACUGAAUUGAGUUGGUACAGCCAGUAUUAUCAUAUCAUUUGUAUAGACCGGGAUCUCUUAUUUCUGCAACCAAAUGUCAGACCUCUUAUUCAUUCAGGUAGAUUAUACAUUUACAUUUUAGUCGUUUAGCAGACGCUCUUAUCCAGAGCGACUUAGUUUUUUUUCUUUUCAUACUGGCCCCCCGUGGGAAUCGAACCCACAACCCUGGCGUUGCAAACGCCAUGCUCUACCAACUGAGCUACAUCCCUGCCGGCCAUUCCCUCCCCUACCCUGGACGACGCUGGGCCAAUUGUGCGCCGCCCCAUGGGUCUCCCGGUCGCGGCCAGCUACGACAGAGCCUGGAUUCGAACCAGGAUCUCUAGUGGCACAGCUAACACUGCGAUACAGUGCCUUAGACCACUGCGCCACUAUGUAUGCAUGAGUAUGAUACCGCCUCACAGCAGCGGGUCCUCUUAUGCACGCACACAGCAGGGACUUGUGGUUAGUCACAGCGUGAUAGUCAAACAUGACUCCCGAGUGGCGCAGUGGUCUAAGGCACUGCAUAGCAGUGCUAGCUGUGCCACUAGAGAUCCUGGUUCGAGUCCAGGCUCUGUCGCAGCCAGCCGCGACCGGGAGACCCAUGGGCGGCGCACAAUUGGUCCAGCGUCAUCCAAGGUAGGGGAGGGUUUGGCCGGCAGGGAUGUGGGUUUUUUUCCCACGGGGGGCCAGUAUGAAAAAAAUGAAAUAAAUAAAUACAUUUUAAAAAAUUACAAAAAUGUAUGCAUUCACUAACUGUAAUGACUAAAAUGUAAAUAGCUGUGUGGUAUGUAUAUUAAACCCCCCUAUCUACAUCUGACUGCAAUAUGGAACCAGCCCCUCAUCAACCCAGUUGAUUGACCACUUUGUUUCAUUGAACCUGAAUGGUCUGUGAUGUGAAGGAUAUGGACAACUAUCUCAUGCUGUGAUCACCAACCGCGAUCUUCAAGGCAUUCCUAGUCUAUCACCAAACAUUUCUGUAGAAAAGCCAACGAUAAAGCCUUGCGUAUUUUUUUGUACUGUUUGCGGCAGGUGCACUUCAUUCAGAAGCUCAGCGUGCCGGGUAGGCAAAGUGUUCCAAUUUUGAACCAAAACAUUUGUCUGAAGGGACUCUGCCUACCUGGCGGACCAGGAGAGCUAAAUCAAGUGCGCCUACUGUGCUGGCCAAUCGGAUAGCUCAAAUCACUGUGCCUACAGCUUCCACAACCCCACAGCAAAGUUUGCCUAUGUGAGAUUUCAUAACUUUUAAAACUAUGACCAGAGAGAGGCUGUCAAACAAUACAGCAAAGAGCUGCUGUUUUUGAGUGAGUUCAUGUUAAACACUUUUACAAAACAUAAAAUGCGCUUCUCCCUACUUCCACUCGCGCUACAACCAGCACUGCAUCUGCAAUGAAUGAGUAGUCAAUAAACCUGCGAUAGACCUACAUUUGUAUUAUUAUUAUUAUUAUUAUUACUAUUAUUAGCUCAUCAUGUCUAUUUUAACAUUGAGGAAUAUUUCACUUUCUCUGAUCAUAGGAACAACAUGAAUUUGCGCAUGAGGCAGAAAUAAUGUGGUGUGACUUGAGUUUCACCAUCAGGUGGAAGACCGUGUCCCCUCUCUCUGGUCAGUCUCACCGGAGGAAAUAAGAGUGCAGGGACCCUCUGCUGCUCUCUCCCUCAGCUGAGACUGACCAUCAGAUGCUGGUACCAUCAGUUCAGUAAAAUAAAAAAACUUUUAUUUCAAUUUAUGCUCAGCUGUGCCUCACAAGUGAUACUACAACGUAUCUAUUUUCUUAUCAAAGCUUGAGUUUUGAUAUAUAAUAGUGUGAUCUGAGAAGAACAAUAUUGGCAGGCUAAGCAUAGCCAAUAUGCUGUGAUAAUGUAUUAGGCCUACUGCACAAAUCUCAUUCCUACAUAACUUUUUUUAUUAGGCAAUGUUGCAUAGGCUUACAUUUUUUUGGGUCAUGUUUUGAAACAAUUCUGAGCGCUAGAUCUCGAUUUGCUUUUUGACUCCGAAAGUGAUUUUGACGCCGAUCAGUGGUCACCAACCUUUUCUAAUGGUAUGUAGGCUAAUGUGGCGGUCAUAGACUGAACUCCCUGCUAGGAACCUAUGGCUCGGAUAACCAGAUAUGUGUGUCUGUCUCACUAACUCAAUGGCUGCAAGUCAAGGUGGACAAUUUGGUGCUAAUGACCAUGAUACAGGAAUGGCACAGCCUCGACCUCGCACAUCGAGUGCGUCAAGGCAAUUCCAGCCAGACUGCCAUUUUCUAAGAUGACUACACAGAAGAUGGGGAAUGAGUCAACCACUUGUAGAGACAUGGUCAUAGUGGCUCUCUACAGCACAUUGUUGCAUUUCUAUAGCAAUCAUUAGAUUCACACUGGGAAAGUGAAAAGUGGUAGAUAGGAGAGAUUACUAUGAAGAUUCUAUCCUAUCCAUCAUUACCACUAACACUUACCCCCUGGCCUCUCUUCUCCCUGCAGCAAUGCAAUGCGUUCUGGUCAGUGUAGUCUGCUGGACAGAAGCCAGGUGCCCUCUGAGGUCAUCGACGAGGACGACAAAGAGAACAUGCCCAACGAGUCCGACUAUGAGGACCUGCCCAGCAUGUACAAAAACGAGGAUGAUGAAGAUGAUGAUGACUCUCUCUUUACAAGUAAGAUCACCAUGGUGGACACACACACACACACACGGUAGGAUAAUGUUGUGUUUUAACUGUCUGUGUGUAGGUUCCCUGGCUCUGGUCAUUUAUUUUAUUAAUGCUUGGUGUCUGUGUCUAGGUACCCUAGGUCUGAAAGUGUUGAGGAAGGAUUCUCUGGCCGUCAAGCUGAGUAACCGUCCAUCUAAGAGCGAGCUGGAGGAGAAGAACAUCCUGCCUGUGCAGACUGACGAGGAGAGGCUGGAGUCCAGGCAGCAGAUAGGCACCAAGCUCACACGGUGAGAGAGAGGGCACGCGCCACAUACACCCUGCCCAUGCAGAACUCUUAUAACAAAGGAGGAUUGCAAGGUGGACCAGGAUCUUUUCAGUAGAGCAAUUAUUAGAGUCACAGAUGGAUAGUGACUAGAACAGACUCCAUUGUAUUUUCAUAAAUAGAGCGACGUGUCCAUUUUAUGUUAAAUAUCUUCAACAUCCUUAAUGUAGCACUAGACCAAGCAUGCCUCUUCUGCAAUGCCAACAGCUCUCUGAUGUGUUUUGAAAGGCGUGUCCAUUUCUCCUCUAUAACAGAGCUUUCAGGAAACUGUUGUCAACAGCCAAAUCUUGCACUGUGGCCCACUUUGGGAAAAUGGUCUGAUAUCCCCGCUAACAUAACUAGCUAUGACUAAUCUCACUCCCAUCUGGCUUUUUGAAAGCGCAAUGGAAGCCUCCUUUUUAUCAAAACACUUUUCCAUCAGUUUAGUUGUAUUAUUUUCUUUCCAUCCGUUUAAAGAUGAACCCUCCACCUCGUUAAGAGGGGCGCUGAGAACUGAGCUGACCUAAUUUCAGCAAUGCAUCAUCUCUCUACGUUCUCUCCCUCCCUCUUUUCUUCCCACUGCCUGCCGUCCUCCCUCGCUCACUGAAUCACCACAGUGAUAUAUGCCAAGGAUUACCACACCACUCCUCCACACUCUCGCUAUACUGACGGAUCUCUCUCAUUCACUCACUCACUCACUCACUCACUCACUCACUCACUCACUCACUCACUCACUCACUAGCCCAUACCAACAGCUCUCACACAUGCAGCACCACCACACACAUUGAGGUAAGGGAACAGACACCUUUAGAAGCCCAUAUGAAGUGAUCACACACUCCUACAAACACAGCAGUAACACUUUUAAUGGUUUCAGAUUCCAUUUCAAUAUGGCAAUAUACAGAUGGGUUCUUUUUAAUCCAAGGAGAACAUGACCUAGUCAUGCUUCUUUAUCAAUUAAUCUAUGGUUUGAAGGAAUCUACCAUCACUGAACAGGAUGCUGUUUGGACAGAACAGACCUGGCCAGUAGGGAGACAAUGAGAUGGUAGUGAAGGAAGCGGUGGACGGAGGGAGUAGAAGAGGGAAGAUAACGGAUGUGUGGAGAAGAGACUGGGUGUUAAAGAGAAAAAGAGGGCGUACUCUGCAACUAUUCCAUGCUGUGAUUGGCACAUGGUGUGUUGUUCCCAGAAGGCAUUAUGUUGUUCCCAAAACGCUCCAUGUCUCACUGUCCUUUACGCAGUGCCAUUGUAUGCGUCUCAAAUGGCACCCUAGUCCCUAUAUUUUGCACUACUUUUGACCAGGGCCCAUAGGGCUCUGGUCAUAAGCAGUGCACUAUAUAAGGAAUAGGGUGCCAUUUGGGACACACUAGCAGCGUCAUGACUCCCAAUUUCAUGCUAUUUGCCAUGUGCAUUGUGCUCCUCUGUUGCAGCUCUCUGGCACGCCAAUACAAAUGGAUGGUUGUAAUCCUGAAGGAGGUCAUUAUGACAACCAUCUCUUCUCCUUAUUCUGAUGAAGACUUAAUAGACUGUAUAAUAGAUCUUCAUAUUGGUCAUUUCAUCAAACGUAUUGUGUAAUUCCUUAUGUAAUGUCAUUAUGAAUAUGGCAAUGGCCUCUUGUAUAACAACGAUGCUUUAUGAUGGUUUGGGAUGAGCGCAGAGGUCCGUCAGACUGUCUGAGGUUGGGUUGAGGUCAGCGCCAGCGUGUGUCUGUGUAGAUCUGCAGAACGCUGAGCUGACGUUGCGAGCAGAAUGCUGAGAAGCGGAGACGUCUAGCAGACUCACUGUCUUGUUUCUCCGGGACGCGUGCAGCCGAGCGAGACACUGAGAUGAGACAACACAAGACGAACCAAUCAGUCUCUCUGUAACUUGAGUAACUCUGGGUCCUGGACAUUGUAGCAGCAGACACCCGUCAUGUAGGCUCAGGCAGAAACCUCUUGAGGUGCUCUAGCCAUCAUCCAUAAUGUCCCCACACAGUCCGAAUAGCUACUACUGUGUUCAGAGCUUAUUCCAAACAAACCAAAUUAAAAGCAUUUUCACCGACCUUGUUAGAAUGUCAUACUGUAUUCAGCCAGUCAUGUCAGGCACUUGAUGUCAAAGAGAUUUGAUACAAGAUUUCUCUCUCUCGACCUUGCACGCAUAAUAAAAGGGAAGAGGGUAAAGGCAUAAAUUAGGAAUGGAAUCUUUUCAAAGUGUUGACUCUUUUCAACUGCUUGCUUUCUACAUUUACAUUUUUACAUUUUAGUCAUUUAGCAGACGCUCUUAUCCAGAGCGACUUACAGUUAGUGAAUACAUAUUUUUUUUUUAUACUGGCCCCCCGUGGGAAUCGAACCCACAACCCUGGCGUUGCAAAUGCCAUGCUCUAUCAACUGAGCUACAUCCCUGCCGGCCAUUCCCUCCCCUACCCUGGACGACACUGGGCCAAUUGUGCGCCGCCCAUGAGUCUCCCGGUCGCGGCCGGCUGCGACAGAGCCUGGAUUCGAACCAGGAUCUCUAGUGGCACAGUUAGCACUGCGAUGCAGUGCCUUAGACCACUGCGCCACUCAGGAGUUUCUCAAACAGUUUCAUUCUCCCUCCCUAUUUUCUUUAUUUCUCCCUACAUCUCUCUGUCUCUCUCUCUCUGUCUGUCUCUGUCUGUCUCUCUUGCGUUUCCCUCUUGCUCCACUCCUCCGUGGUGCAGAAGUCGCUGGAUCAACUAGGAAAAGAGAUGUAAUCACAUGAAAAAUGUCAAUCUCAAUGUGACUUCCCUAGACAAAGUAACUAGGAGGGGGAGAAUAGAGAUGGGCAUGGUUGACUGAACUGUAUAGUGUGGUGCUGUAUGCUAUUGUUACAGCAUAUAAUUUUGUGUGAAUAACACCAUUUACGAAAUCUGGUUUAUCUGGUCUGGAAGUAAAUGUAAGAACUCAAUGAAGAAAAUUAGGGUGAUGUGCACAUCCUGACCUUGACAAUACUGGUGCUGGUAAAAAAAAAAAGAAGGUUUUACUGAGAUAAAGGCAUGAGCCCUGUACACAGAAUAUUGCGGCUCACUGCCUUGAAUCCAGUCAGUUUCUAUUCAUGUCUGUCAGAGAAUAGAUAUAGUGACUGAGAUGCCAUCCGUCCUGACCUGCCAACUCAGCCAUAGCUGUCACCCUGGUGCUGGCUGGCACUCAAGCUGUCACUCAACUGUCACUUAGAUAACACUGGCUGGAUGGAGUCCUGUAAAGGAGAAGUGACCGCAGGGGAGUGACUGAGUAGGAAGAGAAACUGAACUUUUUGUCAUGUGAUUUGUCCUGAGAUGACACGCACAGAACCGGAAAGUGAGCCGCUUAGUUUAAAGGGACUGAGAAAUAUCCAUGUUUGCAUGUGUUUCUGUAGACUCAAAGUAUCAAGUUGUAAAAAAAUAUAAAAAAAUAGUGUGGGUCUUUUUUUAUUUAUUUAAUUUUUUCGUGCUAGCGUUAGCUAGCACUAGCCGGCUGUACCUGUGCCAAAACUCUUGUAUUUUUCAUCCUAUAGCUUGUUCUCCAUCUUUUUAAAUAGUGAGCCAACAUCUUUUCAGCACUUAUUCCAUGACUGAUCAAAACUCGUUUCCUCAUGCGCUCUCGUCUCUCUGCAGCAGACAUAUAGUGAGCAAUAUGUUUGGAACAUCGAAUCGCAAUGAGAUCACAGUAUCAAAUCGCAAUACAUACAGAAUCUUGCGCAUCGCAAUACAUAUUGUAUCGGCACCUAAGUAUUGUAAAGCCUCUGGCAAUUCCCAGCCCUACUAUCAAUGUAGGUUGAGUUGCCCAUGUUUGGUCCUGUUGUCGUCGUCUAUGGAGAUUAGGCUAGUUGACAAAGUUUGCUUUUGUUGCUCAGGGGGUUUAUCAUGUUUUGGUUUUUGUACUAUCCAUCUGAAGUUGAGUUUGACUAUUUACUGUUCGGUUGACUUGACCGUGUGUUUGUGCAGGCAGUUGAGUCAGAGGCCCAGUGCUGAGGAACUGGAACAGAGGAAUAUCCUGAAACGUGAGUACUGUAUGUACCUCUACUUCCUGAACCUACCAUUAUAACACAUCAUCAUUAUAUAGACAGGACAGUAGCAAUUUACUGAUAAUAAUCACCUCACUAUUAAACCACUCUAAUGUUCUCCCUUUUACAACUAUUCCCAGUGACUUGACUUACCCUAAUGUACCAUAUUAGUCCACAUUUAAUAAGUAUUUUAUGCUAGCCGCCUCGAACCACAGUUGCCCUGGUUAUUUCAGAGGCCUACUUAUCCAAGAGCCAGUGGCAUACAUCUUGCCUUUCUUCUCUCUCCUUCAUUUGAGGACGGCAAGGCGGUGUGGUUCCCUCAGGAUGCUGGCUAGGGCCAGGGAGGCUGGUUUCUCAGCUCAAACACACUCCGUAUCAGAGAGACGCAGGCAGGCGCUAGCAGCUUGGGCUCCUCUGCUUUCAUCAUAGACCAGUUUACCACCAGUGCCUUGGUCUCCCAGAGGUUGCUCUGUGAUUGGCAGUGUGUGUAAGGAGAGGAAAAGCGGGGUGUAAGACUCCAGGAAUGGCAGUCUCCCCCACAACAUAGCCUAGGUUAAAUAAAUGGGGCAUGUCUUUAUUUACAUUUACAUUUUAGCAGACACUUUUAUUCAGAGGGACUUACAGGAGAAAUUAAGUUUAAGUGCCUUGCUCAAGGGCACAUUGACAGAUUUUUCACAUAGUUUGCUCUGGGAUUCAAACCAGCAAGCUUUCGGUUAAUGGCUCAACGCUCUUAACCACUAGGCUACCUGCAGCCCAUUUAUCAAAUGGAACAUUCUGUUUGGACUGGCACUCCAAACCAAGAGUACAGUGGUAUAGUUAUGCAUUUAACGCAGAACUCUGUGGUGCGUUUUGGAUUAGCAAGUAUAGAAUGUUUUCAGUCCUCUGCCUCCUUUUGAUUUUAACUCCUUCCCUCUAAAGCUAGAGGGUGCUUUCUGAUAAUUAGUUUGGAGAGCAUCCAUGGAAAAGGAUAAGAGUAAUCUCUAGUGAGAUGGAAGUAUUUCUCUUUUCUGAGCAAAACUGGAUAUGACUGGGUCUGAAUAUUCCCAUUUGUUCCCUAGAAGCAAGAAAUGUGUUUUAUUUUAAUGUAACUUAAACCAGCCAACCAACCCCAUGUUAAGGAAUGUUGAACUAGCCAUGUGGGAAUGGGGGAUAGAGAAACAGAAUUUCCCUUCCUCCGUUUCUGCAAUGCAAAUAGUCCUACAUUACAAACAGGCAACGAUGAUGAAGAUGAUGAAGAUGAUAAACCAUUGAAGGCUUUGAGAAAUUCAGCGAUGUAGAAUAUUAAGAAGUGUGUUUGUGUGCUGCAUUUUAAUUAUGUAAAUUAGGUGUUAUUCUCCUUCCAGUAGUGUUAAAACGUUUCCUAAGCAGCACAGCCCACUCAUCAUGUGUGCCCUGAAACACGGUCUAACCUCUGACCCCUUGUGUUUUCUCACAGCGCUCAACGAACAGGAGGAGUUGGAGGAGAAGAGGGAAAUAAAACGACGAUUAACGCGAAAGGUAAGGCAGGAGAGGGGCUUCCAAAAAGUAGGAGCUGUGGAACUUCCAAUUCCAUCCUGACUACAAAAAUAGCUUUAGAAAAAUGCUGCAUAACCCCCAUGGGCAAACAGUGUGCCAACUGCCAAGGCUCACAGUUGUUCUUUAAGGUGUUGGACAGGACAGACACAGCAAAACAAACAGCAAAACAAUGACUCACUCUGCGUGAGAGGAGAGCAAGGUGUGAAAUCAGUGGUAGUCACAGCACUACAUCUCCCAGAUCACCCCAGGGGACGGUAGUGUCCUCAGUGCCCUUGGCACUGGCAUUUGUGAGCAAACCAUAACGAUCCCCUCAUACAACUAGUCUUACAUUCUCUUAGUAAACAAUAAGCCCUUUAUCACGCCCAUAUGCAGUAAUGUAGUGUUGCUUGGGACUGUACUAUUUAUAAAAGUCAAACCAAAAUCACUAGUUUAUUUUUAAUGUUUAUUGUAUUGAUGUUGGUUUAUUUUCUGCCCAGGGACUAUAGAUGAAAAUGUGCUAUCUAGCUAAAUCUGGUGCAAUGGCAUGUAACAAAUAAACAAAUGAAUAAGUUGGAUCAAUAAUUUGCAGUGUAAUUGAAUGGCUUCAGAAACCAAGCUGUAUAGAUGUUUAGGUUGCCUCCAGUGGAUUAGCCUUCAGGCCUGAUAAGUCUCCUCCUGGGUAAAGGUUGAUAUAGUGGUCUUUGCUUUGUACAGUCUGUACUCACCCCAACAUGCUAAUCUAUCAUGUGGAGUACAGUAUAGCUGCUUCAUAUAGCAGUUGGAGGGACCUUCAGCAUACUAGCUUUCAGGCCUGAUAAACUUCCUGUGUAACGGUUGAUAAUGCUGUAUUUUCCAGUGUAAAGAUAAUGUUACGGCCUUUGCUCUGUCAAUACCAUACGUGGAUUAUUUAUAUGUCUAUGGUCCAUACUCAUCACAACACUAUGUUCCUCUCUCUUGUUCCAGCUGAGCCAGAGGCCUACGGUGGAGGAGCUGAGACAGGCUAAGAUCCUGAUCCGCUUCAGUGACUACGUAGAGGUGUCCGACGCCCCGGAACACGACCGACGGGCAGACAAACCCUGGACCCGCCUCACGGCAGCCGACAAGGCAAGUAGUGGUGGGGAUGGGUGGGUAAAAGGAGCUACAUGUAGCAUUUUAGUGAUCAUUUCUAUUUCCUUGUGGAAAUGCUACAUGUAUCACCUUUGAGCCAUAUUUAUUUAGUACUUUGUCAAGCGGUGUCAUUUAGCAUCAAAUUGCCUUUAUGAGGUUGUGUAUACUGGUAUGAGGUAUGGUAUUAGCUUCUUUGAAGUCGGUUUAUGCUGCAGAGAAAAUCCUAUUGUACAUAGACACAGCCCUGGGGAGUACAUGAGCGACUUGACCCUCACAAUGCGGAUCUACCCAUAAUCUAUUCCUUCAUAUCUAUUAUCAUUUAAGAUUUUCCCCUGCCCAAAUCAAAGGUCGAAAGCCUAUCGGUCUGUAGUGUUGUACUUCCCCUGUGCUGUUAUAGCAGUAACAACAACAACAUUGGCAGCCGUGGUAGCAGCCCCUCUCUGAAGACUGCCCUGGAUCAAUCGAUCUCCACCGUUCAGUUCAGAGCUCAGAAGCAUAAUGCGGGAGUUUAAUGCCAGGACAUUUCCUCUCCUCUCCUCACAGCACUUCCAGGCUGCUGUUUAGAUGUUUCCCCCCCCCUUUGUUUACCGCUCCGAGAGUAAACACCCCCGAGCGAUCCUCCCGGCCGUCGGAACGUGGUUCUGACUUUUAAUGAACUGUGUAUUUCUUAGAAGAGCGAGCCGCUCUCCAUUCUCUCCUUUCUGUCAUCCUUGUGAUGUUGGAGGCAGCGGUGGGAUCCGAGCAUACGGGGUCAACACCUGAGGACCGUUCAGGUGCAAAAACAUGGCAACUAGUUAACUCUGCCUUCUGUUACACAACGUUCCUCAUUACGUAAAAUAAUAAUGAGGGGACAGUCUGGGUAGCCAUUUGAUUAAAUGUUCAGGAGUCUUAUGGCUUGGGGGUAGAAGCUGAUUAGAAGCCUCUUCGACCUAGACUUGGUGCUCCAGUACCGCUUGCCGUGCGGUAGCAGAGAGAACAGUAUAUGACUAGGGUGGCUGGAGUCUUUGACAAUUUUUAGGGCCUUCCUCUGACACCUCCUGGUAUAGAGGUCCUGGAUGACAGGAAGCUUGGCCCCAGUGAUGUACUGGGCCGUACGCACUACCCUCUGUAGUGCCUUGCAGUCGGAGGCAGAGCAGUUGCCAUACCAGGCAGUGAUGCAACCAGUCAGGAUGCUCUCGAUGGUGCAGCUGUAGAACCUUUUGAGGAUCUGAGGACCCAUGCCAAAUCUUUUCAGUCUCCUUAGCGAAUAGGUUUUGUCGUGCCCUCUUCACGACCUUUCGUGGUGUGCUUUGACCAUGUUAGUUUGUUGGUGAUGUGGACACCAAGGAACAUGAAGCUCUCAACCUGCUCCACUACAGCCCCGUCGAUGAGAAUGGGGGCGUGCUCGGUCCUCUUAUUUUUCCUGUAGUGCACAAUCAUCUCCUUUUGUCUUGAUCACGUUGAGGGAGAAGUUGUUGUCCUGGCACCACACGGCCAGGUCUCUGACCUCCUCCCUAUAGGCUGUCUCGUCGUUGUCGGUGAUCAGGCCUAUCAAUGUUGUGUCAUCAGAAAACUUAAUGAUGGUGUUGGAGUCGUGCCUGGCCUUGCAGUCAUGAGUGAACAGGGAGUACAGGAGGGGACUGAGCACGCACCCCUGAGUGGCCCCCGUGUUGAAGAUCAGCAUGGCGGAUGUGUUGUUACCUACCCUUACCACCUGGGGGCGGCCCGUCAGGAAGUCCAGGAUCCAGUUGCAGAGGGAGGUGUUAGCCUAGUGAUGAGCUUUGAGGGCAAUAUUGUGUUGAACGCUGAGCUGUAGUCAAUGAAUAGCAUUCUCACAUAGGUGUUUAUUUUUGUCCAGGUGUGAAAGGGCAGUGUGGAGCGCAAUAGAGAUUGCAUCAUCUGUGGAUCUGUUGGGGCGGUAUGCAAAUUGGAGUGGGUCUAGGGUUUCUGGGAUAAUGGUGUUGUGAGCCAUGACCAGCCUUUCAAAGAACUUCAUGGCUACAGAAGUGAGUGCAACGGGUCGGUAGUCAUUUAGGCAGGUUACCUUAGUGUUCUUGGGCACAGGGACUAUGGUGGUCUGCUUGAAACAUGUUGGUAUUACAGACUCAGACAGGGAGAGGUUGAAAAUGUCAGUGAAGACACUUGCCAGUUGGUCAGCGCGUGCUCGGAGUACAUGUCCUGGUAAUCCGUCUGGCCCUGCGGCCUUGUGAAUGUUGACCUGUUUAAAGAUCUUGCUCACAUCGGCUAUGGAGAACGUGAUCACAGUCGUCCAGAACAGCUGAUGCUCUCAUGCAUGUUUCAGUGUUACUUGCCGAGCAUAGAAGUAAUUUAGCUUGUCUGGUAGGCUUGUGUCACUGGGCAGCUCGCAACUGUGCUUCCCUUUGUAGUCUGUAAUAGUUUUCAAGCCCUGCCUCAUCCGACGAGCGUCGGAGCCGGUGUAGUACGAUUCAAUCUUAGUCCUGUAUCGAUGCUUUGCCUGUUUGAUGGAUCGUCGGAGGGCAUAGCAGGAUUUCUUACAAGCUUCCGGGUUAGAGUCCCGCUCCUUGAAAGCGGCAGCUCUACCUUUUAGCUCAGUGCGGAUGUUGCCUGUAAUCCAUGGCUUCUGGUUGGGGUAUGUACGUACAGUCACUGUGGGGACGACGUCAUCAAUGCACUUAUUGAUGAAGCCAGUGACUGAUGUGGUGUACUCCUCAAUGCCAUCGGAAGAAUCCCGGAACAUAUUCCAGUCUGUGCUAGCAAAACAGUCAUGUAGCUUAGCAUCUGCUUCAUCUGACCACUUUUUUUUUAUUGUCACUGGUGCUUCCUGCUUUAAUUAGACUUGUCUGUGACGUCACCGGCCUGUGUCAGAACUAAAGACUUGACUGAGCCACCACAUAUUGUUCCUGGAAGAAGUUUGAGUCAUCUUCGGGGUUGUGAUCAUUUUAAGGAUGCAUUACAUCUAAUCAGAUGUGCUUGUACCCGAUUUUGUUCUAAGAAACCACACAAUACAACCACCACAAAAGGUUGCUUCCGGUGCUGUUAUCCCAAAUGGUGCAAAGAAGGGGAAUGUACUAGAGGAUUCUUUUCAUUAUUUUGUACAGGCUAAAAUGUCAUGUUUUUCUAAGCACACAACCCUUGUGAAUGUUGCGAUACUGAUCAACAUGGUGCACAAACUAAGGUGCUACCUUGAGUACAAGGCAGCAGGGUGGAGAUUAUUGAAGGUUCUUUAUUGUUGCUCCCUCAAACCAGCGGGAGGGAGAGGAUGGAAAAGAUGGCGACCAAGGGAGAAGUGUGUUUUUAAUGGAGAGAAUUCAGUUUAUUCACUCUUGACCUGAAGAGGAGAGUACAUGAUGCAUGAAGCAUCUAAAAGGAGUCUGAGCAAGACCUGAGUGACUUUCUAUUUGUCUGGGCACUAACCCUUUGUUCCCCUCGCAACCUGUUUGUCCUUCACAGGCAGCCAUACGGAAGGAACUCAAUGAUUUCAAGAGCCAUGAGAUGGAAGUGCACGAGUCAAGUCGCCAUUUAACCAGGUAAAGACGUGCAUUAGCAUGUUUAAUGGUAUGUAUUUGUAUGCAUGAACACAUCCCCGACUGUCAUGGUGAAAAGCAAUGGCUUUACAAACCUUUAAAUACUUGAUAUGAACAGUGCAUUCAGAAAGUAUUCAGACCCCUUGACUUUUUCCACAUUUUGUUACGUUACAGCCUUAUUCUAAGAUGGAUUAAAUCAUUUCCCCCCCUUAUCAAUCUACACACAAUACCCCAUAAUGACAAAGCAUAAACUGGUUUUUAGAAUUUUUUGCAAAUUUAUAAAAUAAAACAUACCAAGUAUUCAGACCCUUUGCUAUGAGACUCGAAGUUGAGCUCAGGUGCAUCCUGUUUCCAUUGAUCAUCCUUGAGAUGUUUCUACAACUUGAUUGGAAUCCACCUGUGGUAAAUUCAAUUGAUUGGACAUGAUUUGGAAAGGCACACACCUGUCUAUAUAAGGUCCCACAGUUGACAGUGCAUGUCAGAGCAAAAACCAAGCCAUGAGGUUGAAAGAAUUGUCCGUAGAGCUCUGAGACAGGAUUGUGUCGAGGCACAGAUCUGGGGAAGAGUACCAGAAAAUGUCUGCAGCAUUGAAGGUCCCCAAGAACAGUGGCCUCCAUCAUUCUUAAAUGGAAGAAGUUUGGAACCACCAAGACUCUUCCUAGGCCCCGUGUAGCUCAGUUGGUAGAGCAUGGCGCUUGCAACGCCAGGGUUGUGGGUUCUAUUCCCACGGGGAGCCAGUAUGAAAAAAAAAAAAAAUAUAUAUAUAUAUAUAUAUAUGUGUGUGUGUGUGUGUGUGUGUGUAUAUGUGUAAUAUAUAUAUAUAUAUGUAUGCACUCACUAACUGUAAGUCGCUCUGGAUAAGCGCGUCUGCUAAAUGACUAAAAUGUAGAUCUGGCUGCCCGGCCACCAAUCAGGCCUUUAUGGUAGUGGCCAGACGGAAGCCACUCCUCAGUAAAAGGCACAUGACAGCCCGCUUGGAGUUUGCCAAAAGGCACCUAAAGACUCUCAGUCCAUGAAAAACAAGAUUCUCUAGUCAGAUGAAACCAAGAUUGAGCAUCACAUCUGGAGGACACCUGGCAUCAUCCCUACGGUGAAGCGUGGUGGCAGCAUCAUGCUGUAGGGAUGUUUUUCAGCGGCGGGGACCGGGAGACUAGUCAGGAUCAAGGGAAAGAUGAACAGAGCAAAGUACAGAGAGAUCCUUGAUGAAAACCUGCUCAGGACCUCAGACUGGGGGGAAGGUUCACCUUCCAACAGGACAACGACCCUAAGCACACAGCCAAGAAAAUGCAGGAGUGGCUUCGGGACAAGUCUCUGAAUGUCCCCGAGUGGGCCAGCCAGAGCCCGGAAUUGAACCUGAUCGAACAUCUCUGGAGAGACCUGAAAAUAACUGUGCAGCGACGCUCCCCAUCCAACCUGACAGAGCUUGAGAGGAUCUGCAGAGAAGAAUUGGAGGAACUCUCCAAAUACAGGUGUGCCAAGCUUGUAGCAUCAUACCCAAGAAGACUCAAGGCUGUUAUCGCUGCCAUAGGUGCUUCAACAAAGUACUGAGUAAAGGGUCUGAAUACUUAUGUAAAUGUGUUAUUUCCGUUUUUUAUUUUUUAUACAUUUGCAAAAAUGUCUAAAAAUAUGUUUUUGUUUGUCAUUAUUGUGUGUAGAUUUGAGAGGAAAAAACUAUUUCAUCCAUUUUAGAAUAAGGCUGUAACGUAACAACAUUUGGGAUAAAUCAAGGGGUCUGAAUGCUUUCCGAAUGUACUGUAUGUAUACGGCAUACCUUUUCCAGUAACCUAUAAUAAGGGAAUUGCAAUAUGUGACCUUUGGAAUUCGUACAAAUGACAGUAUUUUCUGCUCUUUUCUCCCUCAGGUUUCACAGACCGUAGACCAUCACUGUCUAUAGGAACGCAAGACAGACUGGCUGUUUUCCUUCACUGAGAACCAUAAGUGCUGGACAGUAAAUGGUGCCCGUUUCUACAAUAAGGUCAUGUCUUCUUCUGAUCUGAAAUGCCUUGUCAAUACCCUGCUACUCAGUCGGUCGGUACCUUCCCCUCCAGAGACAAACAGUAGUUGGACACCUGAUUUAGUAGCCCCCCCAACUCCCACCUCAAUUUUCUCAGCCCUUUCUCUAUGUAACUGACUAGUUCGUCCCACACCCUAGUGCUGAGCUCUCAGGAAGGCGCUCAGUGCUUUGGGGAUGAUGAUGAUGGGCUGGUUGGGAUUGGACACCUGCCAUUUCUACUCCAUGGACUGGCUGUCAUGGUUACCAGGUACCUAUGCCCCACCCUUGUCACGGUCUCAUCAUUGGAUGUGAUUGGCUUGUCACUAUUGGUGGAAGGAGCCUCCACAUCCUCACUCUUAAUCAGAAAGGACAUUUUUACCCAUGGACAUUGGGAGAGAUGGACAUCAACCACUUGGAGAAUGUUAUCCUUGGUCUGUUAAGAUUAACCUAGUGCUGUGUGUGGAUUCAUCUACAAGUGUUUGAGUGGUUAAAUAGAAAAAUAAGUGAGGGAUCCAGUCCAUACAACACUCCAGAAUUAUGUGCAAUAUUUUCCCUCUGCCCUCUCCUUAGGUCAUAG